AUGGUCAGGCUGCUCUUCUGGAUGUCCUUAAACCAGGAGUAUAAUGAACUCAUCGAACCGGAAUUGGAAUCUCUCGCCGAACUGCACGGAAUAACGCCAGAACAGUUCAAGCUCAGUCACUACAGGGAUGAAAACGGGGAUUCGGAACCAGUCGUUGAAGACAAUGAGUACAACCUGAAGUUCAACGACUACUACACCGCUCUCGUACGGGGAGAAGAGAUCGAUGACAAGAGGAUCCGGAAAAGUCAGCAGAAUGUUUUCUACUACGCAACCGUUCCCUCAGAGGAACAUGCUAUCGCAAUGUUUGAUCGGUCCAUACAACUUAAGGCUAUCAUCGAUGUCUGGACUGAGGGGCAAAGAUACUCGAACAUACUGCAAAACAUAAGAACGCAACACCAACACAACGUAGAGCAGACGCUGGUUGGUAAAAGCUGGUGCGUCAAAUACAAUUGCUUCAAUGCGAAAAACGACACGGACAAGUUGGUGGCAAUCCUGGAGGAAAUGACCGAGGUGUUCGAACGCGCCGGAAAAGUUGACAUAAAGAAUCCGGAAACAAAAAUCGCCAUAAUAGAGAAUUAUUUCGACGACAAAUCGAGAAACCUCAGAACCAUUUACUUUGGGCGCUAUCUGCGUGACCGCAGCGACAUCGGAUACUGGUGGGACCACUAUGCGUUAUCGAAACGACCAAUACUGGCUCCGACAACUUUGGAAAACAUGCUCGCGUUCAUAAUGGCCAAUUUGGCUCUAGUCAAGAAAGGAUCCGUUGUGCUGGAUCCAUUCGCAGGGUCUGCGGGUUCAUUGAUAACGGCGUCGCACUUUGGAGCUGUGUGUUUCGGGAGUGAUAUUGAUAUGCGCAUACUCAAGGGCUGGGGAGUAGCGCACCAUAAUCGCAAUCUACCCCAAUCAGGUAAGGCAUUGUCAAACAUGCACACAGACACAGCAGACCUGCCCACACACAUAUACACCAAUUUCAAGUUCUACGGCCUCACCACGGCGGAAAUGCUGCGAUUUGACAACCGGUAUACGGUGUGGAGAUCCAUGGGAGCGUUGCAGAAUUGCCGAAAGGAAUGGGUGGAUGCCAUAAUCACAGACCCGCCUUACGGGAUACGUGCCAGCGCCAAACAUCGCAGGCUACUUCAUGACGGGACUGGAAACGAAGCUGUGCAUUGCCUAAUAGGCACACUGCUAGACCUUGCGGAGUCCAUGCUGGUCCCAGGUGGCAGACUGGUCUUCCUCCUGCCAACUAAAAACGACAGGUGGGAGGUACAGGCGAAGACAUAUUGUUCGCACAGACUCACGGACGCGCUACACGUUAUCAAGCGAGACAAACUGCUUGUGAAGCAUUUGGGCCUGCAGUCUCUAACUGGAGGUGCUUCUAGGUUUAUAGUGGUCCUCGAGAAAGCUCCAACGCCAAUUUCAUCUACCGAGGUGGAAUUUAAAAAUUAA
Babesia bigemina is the source of this 1446-nucleotide messenger RNA. RefSeq names its product RNA methylase, putative. Gene Ontology annotation, cellular component: cytoplasm. Gene Ontology annotation, biological process: methylation. The record is from RefSeq and is a predicted model, not a curated record. Gene Ontology annotation, molecular function: nucleic acid binding. The transcript has 8 exons. The coding region runs from base 1 to 1446 and encodes 481 amino acids. NCBI's taxonomy places the organism in Eukaryota, Apicomplexa, Aconoidasida, Piroplasmida, Babesiidae.